CCUUUCGGAGGGGAGUAAAACCACAUCACUCCAUGCCGGGAGAACCUCGGCUCCAUCCAUGUCAGCUUCUCUUUAGUGCAUGCCUUACUAGAGGGAUUGAUCAGGACUAGAAGAGGGGAGACUCAUCAUCUAUCUGCUCCAAUGCUCCUGACAGAGGAGUCUGGUCUUUUCUAUUUUCAUAGUUGAGCCAGAUGACCCUUCACGUGUCAGCCCACAUUCAGUGCAAAACCAAGGUGUGUCUGUGUGUGAUAGUGUUCCUGAGUCUCUCCUUGACCAUGGGAGACCCUGGUCCGUGCAGACACUCCAUCACCAGAGAUCACCUGCUGACCAUAAGACGCCUGAUAGAUAACCAGUUGCAGAGUGGAUGCUCAAUAACCUACACAUUCAUUGAGCGGAGAAGUUUGAGUAAAUGUUGUUAUGUUAAAGCUGCCCUGCCCUGGAUCUUGGAGCUCCUGACCAGCCACUUUAGAUACACCCAAGGCUCAGACAACCACAGCUACGUACUGUCUCUGACCUGUCUCCUCCACAACAUCUACUCUCAGAGAUGUGUACCACAGAUCAACGAGGAGCUAGAGGAUGACCCAGUGAGCUUUGGAAUGUCAUUCAGCAGCUCCCCAUCAGAGGCCCUGGGGAGGGUCCAGGAUGUCCUGUCUGAGUACUGGGAGCUGGUGACCACCAGGGACUCCCCGGUAGACUGGAGCUGUGAGAGGGAGUACAGAGACACAGAAGAGCCCCCCACAGUCCUCCCUACAGCUUUCUCUCUGACUACAGUCAGCACUUUUUGGGACUCAGAGAAAGCCCCACAGACUGGUCUAGAUGGAGCCCAAGUUGGAGACCUUAAGUUUCAUUUCAUGGUCAUAACUCCAUCAGUCUGUGGAGGAAUGAUGUUCAUAUUCACUCUCUAUUGCCUCGUCAAACACAAGAUGUUCCACAGUACUUAUCAUCACACAUCACAAGUGUACCAAAACUCAAGUUUGCAUACAGAUAUUCAGGACAUUGAGAUGCAGGUGCAAUAA
Molecule: messenger RNA, 1016 nt
Organism: Oncorhynchus keta (chum salmon)
Lineage: Eukaryota; Metazoa; Chordata; Actinopteri; Salmoniformes; Salmonidae
Exons: 8
Coding region: 192-1016 (274 amino acids)
Cellular component (GO): membrane
Molecular function (GO): cytokine activity; growth factor activity
Source: RefSeq, a predicted model, not a curated record